This is a messenger RNA of Laetiporus sulphureus 93-53, 1424 nucleotides long. Its product is annotated as quinone oxidoreductase. Bases 237 to 1244 code for a protein of 335 amino acids. Gene Ontology annotation, molecular function: oxidoreductase activity. The record is from RefSeq and is a predicted model, not a curated record. The transcript is spliced from 9 exons. NCBI's taxonomy places the organism in Eukaryota, Fungi, Basidiomycota, Agaricomycetes, Polyporales, Laetiporaceae.
AGCUAACACCGGGAGCAUCCAAGAAUUCAUGCUUAACUUCAAUGCUACAGGUUACAGUGCUUAGCAAAGGCUAACAUGGCCUAGGACCCUCAGCGAUAUCCCCGAACUUUCUGCUUAAGUGACGUCGCCUUAUGUCGUGAUUAUCGGGAGACAAGCGGCUGUCAGGCGGAUGCCAGUGGGUUGUGUCAUCACAAACGGCACUGCAUUCAACCACACACACUCGAAAAUUCACCACGAUGCGAGCCGUGCUCAUCAAAGACGAGAAGGGCCCCAUAGAGAGCCUUUACCUAGGAGAGGCGGCGAAGCCAACUCCGGGGCCGGAGGAGGUCCUGGUCAAGGUCAAGGCAUUCGGCCUCAAUCGAAUGGAUAUUCUGCAGCGCGAAGGCAGAUAUCCCGUCCCUCCAGGCACGUCCAAGAUCCUGGGCGUGGAGUUCUCUGGCCGUGUCGCUGCAACGGGGGAAAGUGUCACGGCUUGCGAGAAGGGCGAUGAGGUUCUUGGCCUCGCCUCAGGGGGGGCCUAUGCGGAAUAUAUCACCGUGCCACAGAAGAACAUCAUGCAGAAGCCUGAUCAUCUCUCGUGGGUCGAGGCCGCGAGCAUUCCAGAGAAUUUCCUUACCGCGUUUCAGGCGCUGGUCGUGAUCGCAGAGGUCAAACGAGGCGAUAACGUCCUGAUUCAUGCUGGUGCCUCCGGUGUCGGAGUAGCUGCCAUCCAGCUUGUCCGACUGUAUGGCGCGAACACGGUCACCGCAACCGCAUCCACCGCCGAGAAGCUCAGCUGGCUUCUCAGCAUCCCCAACGGUGCGACGCACGUCGUCAAUUACACGACGCAGAACUUUGCAGACGAGGUCAAGAAGACAACGAAUGGCAAGGGCGUCGAUGUCAUCAUCGACUUUGUGGGCCAGAGCCAUUGGCACAAGAAUAUCGACGCUCUGGCGGUGGACGGGCGGAUGACCAUGCUCGGCCUCUUGAGCGGCGGCGAGGUUGGCAACUUCAACCUGGGCCCUCUUCUGUACAAACGUCUGAGAAUUCAAGGAUCUACCCUCCGUGCACGCAGCGCUGCGUAUCAAGCCGAUUUGAUUGAUAGAUUCAAACGCGAUGCGCUCGGCAAAAUCACCGGCAGCAAUGGGGACGGUGCCUUGCGAACGUACAUCCAUAAGGUUUACCCGUGGACGGCGAUACAAGAAGCACAUCGUGAGAUGGAGGAGAACAAGAAUAUCGGGAAGAUUGUCGCGGAGGUGGCGUAGCAGAGCAGGCGCCUCUUUCUCCGCUGACGGCAUUUAUCAAGGAAGUCGCUAUGGGGGAGCGAUGAUGCGUCCUCUCCGGCCGACUAUACUAUUGGGCAUGGUCCUGUAGUCUCAUCAUCUCAUAUAACUCAUGUCACGGAGCAACAGUCCAUUCAAUUUUCAACACUUUGCGUGAAGAGA